Molecule: messenger RNA, 2638 nt
Organism: Neocloeon triangulifer
Lineage: Eukaryota; Metazoa; Arthropoda; Insecta; Ephemeroptera; Baetidae
Product: ethylmalonyl-CoA decarboxylase-like
Exons: 6
Coding region: 1152-1988 (278 amino acids)
Biological process (GO): fatty acid beta-oxidation; membrane organization
Cellular component (GO): cytosol; membrane
Molecular function (GO): enoyl-CoA hydratase activity; ATPase activator activity
Source: RefSeq, a predicted model, not a curated record
AAAUAGGAACAGAGCUGAAGAAAAUUAUCAUCUAUAAUUUUUAUGUUUCUCAAUCCGUCAUUUUCAAGAAUGAUUUAAAAAAUCAACUUCACGAAUUUUGGAAACUGCGCUUCGUAUAAUUUUGCAAGAGAAAGAGGCCUUUUUUGUGUCUUUUACACAAUAAUUAUGGAGCUUCGCAACCGAAAUCUACCUGAAAGUACAAAUAGCAGUCCGAAUAGUAGCAGCAGCAACCACCGUCAUCGGAAGUCUCCAAACUCUCCAAGCUCAAAGAGGCGAGACAAGCGAGGAAAAUCUGUAGAGGUUGAUUCUGAUCACAAGGCGGGAGUUCAUAAUAAUUCUGCCCCAUCAUCUCUAUAUUACACAGAGGACAUGAAAUCAUUACUUUCGGAGGCUAAAAAAUUCAAUGAAGGAAAACCUCAUGCAGAAAAGGAAAUUAAAAAAUCUAAAGAAGAAGAGGAUAAAACCAAAAAGACUCAAAAUUUCAUUCUCUUCUGGUUCUGGACGCAAUGGAACCGGACUAGCACGAUUAAAAAAAUAUUUUUUACUUUUACUGUGAUGUCAGUGAUCUUGGGAUUUAUUUUUUUAUUGAACUACUUAAAAGAGCCUGCACCAGAACCACCAAAGCUCACAUUUCAGCAGCAUAUGAACAAGUUAAUGAAAGAAUUCCCAAGUCAAAGAAAAGAAACUUGGUUUUCUUUGAUCGCUGGAGGACGAGACUUUUUGAACUCGACGGAGCCACAACGCCCUCUGGUCCUUUUCAUAAACGGUCAUCGAGAGACGCAGCAGUGCCUGGGGAGAAAGUUCAUCGACGCUGUUGGAAAAACACCACACGAGAUGAGUGCUGAAAGUUUGCGUGGAGGGGAGUACGGAGUACUCAUUGAAAAUCUGAAGGAAGUCCUGGAGAAAGACAAAGCUCUUCUCAUUGUGGGUCUGGAAAGGUUGGACCCAAAACUGGCCGCUGCCCUGCAUGUCGUGUGCGACCGAGAGUCUCCAAUUGUCAGCAGAGACUCGGUCGUGGUGCUGACGGCAGACAGGGCGCUCGAAGAAAUCAGCCAAAAUUGGAGCAGUGCCAUCGAGGAAGACAAACUGGUCGCCUUAAUCACCAGAAUAAUGAACCGAAUGGUCGAAGUCGUACCUGAAAAAUCCUUGCCAUGCUGAUCAAAAUGCACCGCAGCGCUGUGAUUUGCCGAUGCCUCUCGACGUCCAGCGUUUCCGAAGCGAAAAAAUUGCUGCUGAAAUACCCAGGAGGGAGGGUGGACGUCCAGAAAAAUGAAAGUGUAGGCAUCGCCACGGUGUGUUUGCAGCGACCAGACAAGAAAAAUGCCAUCAGUGGUCAAAUUUUAAUGGAGCUGGAUGCGGCGGCGGACACCCUGGCCAACUGGUCAUCAGGCAAAGCCUUCCUUCUCUACGGCACCAACAACUUUUUUUGCUCCGGCGGCGACUUGGCAAUGUCCCUCGGCACAGCCACCUAUGACGAAGGCCUCCUUCUGGCCAAAUUCGCCCAAUUUGUAUUUGGAAAACUGAAAAACCUUCCACUCGUGUCCGCCGCUUUCGUCGAAGGAGCUGCCCUUGGUGGCGGCGCCGAAAUGAGUGUGGCCGCCUGCGAUUGGAGACUGAUGGCUCCAGAUGCCAAAAUUGGUUUUGUCCACGCCAAGAUGGGCCUGAGUCCUGGCUGGGGAGGCACGACAGCCCUAACAGAACUUGUGGGGCCUUCCAGAGCUCUCGAAUUGACUUGUUCCGGCCGAUUAUUGACUUCCGAAGAAGCAAAAACUAUCGGAUUGGCGACGGAUUCUGUUUCGGACUUGGACGGCGCCUUCAAAUGGUUGGAAUCGAGAUCGGCAGGUCCGGUCGAAGUGAUUAGAGCUUGCAAAGAGGCCAUUCUUGAAGGCACUUUGGACGCAGAAGCACACAGACAUGCAACUUUGUGGGGCGGCGAGGCCAAAAUGGAAGCAUUGAGAAAGAAAAUAAAACACUUGAAAGUGACAUGAUAAAAUACAGCAUAAUUUAUUUUUCAUGGAGGCUGCUAGGCAAUGAAAUACAUUGUUUUAAAUUUUUUUGUUGGUUGCUGGUGUACCAUUUUAAGUUUAAUUACUUUUCAAGUAGUAUUAUGAAUGUGUGUGUGUGUGUAAGAGUUUCAUGUCUGCCGAGGAAAAUAAAAUCUACUCGUUUCUUUACGCGGAAUACAACAUUCAAAAAGAGGCACACACUUUUGUUCAUGCGUCAUCACAAAACGUGCGGUUGCUGGUUUCGCGUUGAAGGCCACCAGAGAGCUGCUUCAGAGAAUCAGAUAUUCGUGCAUUUUUGGAAAAUGGCCAAAAUUAUAAUAAGCAAAAUAUUGAAAAUAUCGUUCCAUCACAAACUGAGUUCUGUAUGUAUAGAUCUUACUACGUUAGAACGUACACAGUACAAAAGGAAAAUCAUAAAAGGGAAAGCAUACCAAGAAAUCAAAGAAGUUUUCUAACAAGAAACAAAAUCAACAUUUUUCCAACAAGUUGAACGUAAGGCCUUCAAGUCUGGGAAGAAAAGUUCCACCUAUAAAUUAUCACUUUUUCUUCUCAGCACAUUUUCUUGUUUACUUUUUGGUGUAUUAGAAAAAUUGGACAAGUUUGAUUUCAGCUAUAUAAUCGGUCGAGUUUCA